AUGUACCAUGAAUCAACAGUAGGCAAAGAGAUGGAUGAUGCUAUGCUAAGCUCGACGUCAGCUGCUGAUGUCACAACCUCAGCUGUCUUCACUCAGGUUGUCAAUGGAUCUGCACAGUGGCUCGGAACCUCGAAUUCGACUUUGGCCUCGGACAGCUCCGACGCGCCUAGUCUAGUAUAUACGGUGUUGAUUUCAAUUUUGUUGGGAGUGAUCAUUUUGACAACUAUCAUAGGCAACGUUUUCGUUCUCAUGGCCAUUUUCCUGGAACGGAAUCUGCAGACGGUCGGGAAUUAUCUCGUACUUUCAUUAGGUGUCGCCGACCUUCUGGUGGCGUGCCUUGUAAUGCCUCUUGCCGCGCUCGAUGAGGUCAAAGGCGGGUGGACUCUCGGGGCCGUACUUUGCGACAUGUGGACCUGCUGCGAUGUGCUCUGUUGCACUGCGUCCAUAUUGCACCUCCUCGCAAUCGCGUGGGACCGCUACCGAACGGUCACGAGCGUCGACUACGUCCGCCAACGGAACGCAAGUAAUAUACGUCACAUAAUCUUGCUGGUUUGGGGCGCCUCGUUGAUCAUAUCGUCGGCACCGAUUUUCGGCUGGAAAGACCACGGCUACGCGACGAGAAUAGCGAACCGAAUCUGUUUAGUAAGUCAAGAUACUGCGUAUCAAAUAUUCGCAACCGCAACGAGUUUCUAUGGGCCUCUGAUAGUAACACUGUUACUCUACUGGAAAAUAUAUCAGGUUGCGAGGAAUCGGAUCCGACACAAACCAGGAGCAAAAGUCCCUCUGACGGUCAGUGUGAACUCGGGUUUGACUUCGCCCCCGAUCUCUGACGGUCAAUGCGAAAUUUCCGUCAUCCAAACGGGGGACAGCCCCAAGUUGGCCAACGCGAACCAUGGCGCAAACGGUCAAAACGAAGCGUCUCCCAGCACCAGUCUGACGGUCGGUAACAAUUUAGGAGCACCAAUAGUGACUAAGCCAGCUCGAGUCUCCCACAAGGAAACGCUCGAAGCUAAACGUGAGCGCAAGGCCGCGAAAACCCUGGCCAUCAUCACUGGAGUGUUCGUUGUCUGUUGGCUUCCGUUUUUCGUGAAUGCUUUCGUGAGUGCGGUAUGUGGCGAAACGUGCGAAGUCCCUCGAGCCGUCAACUCCCUGUUCCUCUGGCUGGGUUACAUCAACUCGAUGUUGAAUCCCAUAAUUUACACUUUGUUCAGUCCCGACUUCCGGAACGCCUUCCACAAAAUACUGACGGGCAACAGGCGAGGGCAGCACAUGGCCUUUAAGCGAUGA
Messenger RNA from Galendromus occidentalis (western predatory mite), 1287 nucleotides. Its product is annotated as 5-hydroxytryptamine receptor 2B-like. The transcript has a single exon. Gene Ontology annotation, cellular component: plasma membrane. Gene Ontology annotation, molecular function: G protein-coupled receptor activity. Gene Ontology annotation, biological process: adenylate cyclase-activating adrenergic receptor signaling pathway; positive regulation of MAPK cascade. Lineage: Eukaryota; Metazoa; Arthropoda; Arachnida; Mesostigmata; Phytoseiidae. The record is from RefSeq and is a predicted model, not a curated record. Bases 1 to 1287 code for a protein of 428 amino acids.